Molecule: messenger RNA, 2334 nt
Organism: Ascoidea rubescens DSM 1968
Lineage: Eukaryota; Fungi; Ascomycota; Saccharomycetes; Ascoideales; Ascoideaceae
Product: putative transmembrane protein
Exons: 4
Cellular component (GO): plasma membrane
Molecular function (GO): calcium-activated cation channel activity
Source: RefSeq, a predicted model, not a curated record
CCACUCUUCAACAGAAAUUCUUUGUUUGGUUGGAUUAUAACUACUGUCAAAAUAAACGAAAAUGAUAUCCUAUUGAAUGCUGGCUUGGAUGCCUUUGUAUUUCUCAAAUUUUUCAAAAUGUCAAUAAAAAUACUCUCAUCCUGCUUUCUUUUGGCUUUUUUCAUUAUAAGUCCCAUUAGAUAUCACUACACUGGAAAAUUCGAUAAUGAUGACAACGACAACGAUGGCAAUGAUGACGAUGAUAAUAACAAUAUUCAAUUGAUUAUUCAUUUUUUAUGGACUUAUCUUAUUUUCACUUACUUAUUCACUCUAAUAACCUUUUUCUUCUUAUUCAAAGACACAAACCACAUACUACACAUUAGACAGCUUUAUCUUGGUAACCAGAACUCCAUAACUGAUAGAACUAUCCUAUUAUCUGGAAUUCCUCCAAAUCUAAGAAAUGAAUCCAUUCUUAAAAACCAUAUUGAACUAUUAAAUAUUGGUAGAGUUGAUUCCGUUAUUCUCUGUAAAGAAUGGAAUAAAUUAAAUAACUUGUUCAAACAAAGAAAAAAAUUAAUUCAUCUACUCGAGAUAAAAUGGGCCCAGUAUUUAAAUCUUAAAAAUAUAAAGACGGAUUUUAAUUACAAUUAUAAUAGUAUUAACAAUAGUAAUAUAACUGUAAGCCAAAUUGAAAAUGACAAUAAUAAUAACAGUAACAGUAACAGUAACAGCAACGAUAACAAUAACAAUAACAAUAAUAAUAACAAUAGUGAUGAUUUCAUAAACUACACAGAUAAUGAAAGCGAUUUAGACAACAUUUCAACAACAAGUACAGGCGUAGUAAACUUGGCUGCAUCUCAAUUUAAUCACAAAAGACCCAAAAUCAAAAUUGGUAGAUUUGGUUUGUUUGGUAAAGAAGUAGACGCAAUCGAUCAUCUAUCAAACAAUUUAGAAAUUAUCGACGAUGAAAUUAGGAAAGCAAGAAACAAUCACUACUCUCCAACCCCAACUGCAUUUAUCACAAUGGACACAGUUGCAAGUGCUCAAAUGGCAGCCCAAGCAGUUUUAGACCCUCAUGUUAAUUUUCUUAUCACAAAAUUAGCUCCUGCUCCGCAUGAUAUAAUCUGGGAUCAUGUUUGUUUAUCCAGGAAAGAAAGAAUAUUUAAGGAAUAUAACAUAACCAUUAUUAUUGGAAUACUAAGCAUUGCAUUAAUUUUCCCUGUUUCAUAUUUAGCCACAUUGCUAAAUAUUAAGACAAUAUCUAAAUUUUGGCCUGGUUUGGGUGAAUUGCUUCAUAAAAAUAAAUGGGCAGAAAAUUUUGUUACUAGCUUAUUACCAACUUAUUUAUUUACAUUGUUAAACUUUGCAAUUCCUUUUGUUUAUUGUUGGUUAUCCUCAAAACAAGGUUUCAUCAGUUAUGGAGAACAAGAGUUGUCUAUUGUUUCUAAAAAUUUCUUCUACAUUUUCAUCAAUCUUUUUCUUGUUUUCACUUUGGCUGGUACAGCUUCAAAUUAUUGGGGUUUCUUAAGUGAUACAACCAAAAUUGCAAAACAGUUAUCGAUGUCAUUAAAAGAAUUUUCUUUAUUUUAUGUUGAUUUAAUCAUAUUUCAAGGCAUAGGCAUGUUCCCAUUUCGCUUGUUACUAAUUGGGUCAUUGAUAAGGUUCCCAUUUUCCAAAAUAUCUUGCAAGACUUCAAGAGAUCAUAAGAAUCUCUAUAAAUCCCCAAUUUUCAAUUUUGGUUUAAGUUUGCCACAACCAAUGUUGAUUUUAAUUAUUACUUUAAUGUAUUCUGUCAUAUCAACCAAGAUAUUGGCAUCUGGUGUUGUUUAUUUCAUGAUAGGUUAUUUUGUUUAUAAAUAUCAGUUGAUGUAUUCAAUGGUUCAUCCACCUCAUUCUACCGGGAAAGUAUGGCCCAUUAUCUUUAGAAGAAUCAUUCUUGGUCUACUUCUUUUACAACUCACAAUGGCUGGCACAUUGGCUUUACAGAAUGCUUAUGUGUUGGCAACUUGUUUAGCGCCAUUGCCUGUGAUAACUAUUGGGUUCUUGUAUGAGUUCCAAAGGCGCUAUUUGCCACUAUCUAAUUUUAUUGCGUUAAGAGCUAUCAAAAAUGAUGAAUUGGAAGAUAAUAGUUUAAGUCCCCGAAUGAGAGGUAUCAAUGAUGAUGAUAACUCUUUAAUGAUAAAACGUUUGGCUAGUAGAAAAACAUUAGAUGAAAGAAGGGAACAAAAUCAAACAUAUGAAUAUCCUUACUUAUUUCAGCCAUUAGAUGGACCUUGGAUUUCAAUUGAGGGUGAUCAAAUAAUAAUGGCCAAUAAUGAAGGAACUAUCAGAAAAAGAAUUAGAUUUCUUGAAUGG